This is a messenger RNA of Colletotrichum fioriniae, 2532 nucleotides long. NCBI's taxonomy places the organism in Eukaryota, Fungi, Ascomycota, Sordariomycetes, Glomerellales, Glomerellaceae. The record is from RefSeq and is a predicted model, not a curated record.
AUGACACGCCCGGCACCGUCCACAUCGGCCGGUGGUCUCGUCGAGACACUAUACAACCACCCCAAUGUCAAGAUCGUAGCAUUCGCUGCUGCCUCCAGAGGCCGAGCUAGGAGUCCAGGUCGUGGCCCUUCAGACGAGCCCGGCUCUUUAUCCGCCCACUCGCAGCUCGAGAGAACAAUUGCCAUUGGAUCCGUCGCCUUUUUGAACUGCGGCUCUGCUCUGCAGCCAAUGUUGCCCAAAAGCCAAUGCUGGGCUCUAGCCGAAGACUCCAGCAAAUUCGUCCUACAAAUUCGCCGACCCAACUACUGGAGGAUUGAAAUCCCCGUCACCAACGCCGAUGAACAGGAACUAGCUGCGGCACUGAAGGGUGUUUGGGAUCAAAUAUUGCAAUUCGAGAAGACGGAAUGCCCUUUCAAACGGUCAUUUACAGUCAUCCUCCCCGAGAAACCAAAGACACCCGUGAAAAAGCGACCAUGGACACCCCCGGUCAAACGAGCCCUACCUGUCCUUUCAACCCCAGCUCACGAAGUCGAGGUAUCACCGACCCCAAAGGCUCUCACUCCCAACACUGGCAGGAGAGCCUCGACAUCUUCUCUCCGUGGCCGAAGCGAGCAACGCCGGCUGUCCACUGUCAGCAAUGACUUUCACUCAAGCUCAAGAUCCCGUGAACCUAGUGCCGAAAUACCGAAAGCGGCAGAGCCCACGGAUGCCGCCCUAACUCCCACGGCCGAGAGACGAGCCGUUGCAACCGAACUGAAGAUUCCGAAGCGUGGAGCGGAGACAACCCGCAAUAUUGAUAGCAAGGAAACGGCUGAAGAGGUGACUGCACAGGAAAGCACUGCAUGUGAUCUGGUCAAGAUGGAAGAAGCCAAGCUCAAGGGGAGUCAUGAGGAAGCCAUAUUCGAGGACUCAAUCGCCGAGGAAGUGGAACCCGAAGAUGAGGCUUGUCAAACAGAUUUGACGGCUCCCGCUGAGGAGCCUUCAGUAAAGUCAUCAGGAGUACAAGUUGUGAAUAGCGAUAUUGGCGCACAAAACAACGCCGGCAUGGAGGUGACUGCCGCUUCGGUCUCGCCAGUGUCGAAUGCAGCCCCGCUACAUGCACCUGUGGCAGUACCUCCAACGGAGACGGUCGAUCGCGAAGAGGACGCCCGGGACCCUGAGGUUCCCCAAGUUUCUGUCAAUAUCGACGACUCGUUGGCCCAACCAAAGGAGAGCAAGACUGACAUCCAGGUAGAGAAUGCGGUGACUGUUGGGCGGCAAGUGACUGAUCGCCGGCUGCAAAACGAUAUCAAAGAACAGCUCGUCACCGUGGAAGCAUUGCCCAAGACACCUCUGUCGGCUGAGGCAAGCACACCCACGCCCACCAAUAUUUAUGACGUGAUCCGGAACUACGAGAUCAAGAUGGCCGCUGCGGUUCCCGAGUCUACGCCGGCCACCGAACCUGUUGCUGCGCCUGAGGCUGCUUGCGAGAAAUCAGCGGUAGAGACGGGGAACACCAGCGGAAAUGGGUCAAGCAGCGAAUCACAGUCCGCGACCGACGAAGAGGCAGUUCUCGAGGGUAGCGGGGUUGUGGGUGGCAGAAGAAAGAAGCUUCGCGGAUUCAGGGCCGGCAGGGCUCUGGUUCCCCCACAGUUGACCCUCGUCACCUCGCCGCCGUCCAAGUCGGCUAUGAGAUUGACUCCGAUUCUGGAUGAAGCGACUUCGCCAACUGGUUCUACCGAUUCGUUCCACAGUUCAAAGUCAUGGCACUCCCCCGCUCAGUCGCCAAUUACGCCUGUCCCAAGGUCUCCUAUCUCAGACGUGUCUCCGACGAGGUUCCCAUACCCUCACGAUAAUAUUUUGAUCCCUAAAAAGCCUUGGCACUACCGCGACAUUUCCGAUCUGACUGUCACCCCGGAGACUCGACGAACUUGGGAUGCGACUUCGUCUCUUACCGACGACAGCUCGCUAGAGAGCGCUGCUACUGCGCCAGAUAUGGUCUAUGAAGCGGUUGAGCAGCCUGACAAGGUUGCUCUUUCCGAGGAUGAAGCAGCAACCACCGCUGUCGUGCGUCGCCCGUACAUUCGACACAGAUCAACCACCAGCAGCAUUUCCGUCGGCCGCAGAGCGCUCUCUCCUUUACCGACAGCGGCUAACCUUUUUGCGCCCACGAGCACCCAGGCCAGGUACCACCCCCUGAGAAGCCGCCUGGAACUUGUCCGCAGACUCCCCAUGGCCAUCGUAUCCAAGACUUGCGAGGUUCUCCUGGGUCCGCCGAGUCAUCUCAUCGCCCUGAUGCUUCAGGUGGCUGCUAAGAUUGCCGCCGGGCAGUGGCGCGGUAUGAUGUUCGGGUUCGGCGAGGGCGGCGAGACGAUCCCCGUGCAAUGGGACUAUUCUGACGACGAGUACGAUAGCUGGGGCGAGAACGACGAUUACUAUCUCAGCCAAGUCGAGUCAUCGCGUGCGAAUAGCGUGAUUGGCACCGACGACGGUGAGAAUGACGAGGCCACUGACAACGCGAACGGAACGGGUCGCGGGUGGGAGGUCGACUGA